This is a messenger RNA of Salarias fasciatus (jewelled blenny), 1791 nucleotides long. RefSeq names its product isocitrate dehydrogenase (NAD(+)) 3 non-catalytic subunit beta (gene idh3b). Gene Ontology annotation, biological process: tricarboxylic acid cycle; isocitrate metabolic process. The record is from RefSeq and is a predicted model, not a curated record. Lineage: Eukaryota; Metazoa; Chordata; Actinopteri; Blenniiformes; Blenniidae. The transcript is spliced from 11 exons. Gene Ontology annotation, cellular component: mitochondrion. Gene Ontology annotation, molecular function: oxidoreductase activity, acting on the CH-OH group of donors, NAD or NADP as acceptor; magnesium ion binding; NAD binding. The coding region runs from base 34 to 1206 and encodes 390 amino acids.
CAGCGGCUCAGAAGAAGAAUCAGUGCUCUCUGCAUGGUGGUAAAGAUGGCGGCUGCUCUGAGAGGAAGCUUAGUAACAUUGUUCAAGGGCCUGGGUGGGCCGCGAUGGCAGCAGCUGGCCUCUCGACCACUGAGCGUGUCGGCUGGUCUCUGCAGUCCAGAAUCCCCUCCGGCUCGUGCUGAUGCCAUUUUUAAGGUCACCAUGCUACCAGGGGAUGGAGUUGGACCUGAACUCAUGACUGCUGUCAAGGAUGUCUUCAAGGCCGGCGACGUCCCGGUGGAAUUUGAAGAGUUCCACCUGAGUGAAGUGCAGAACAUGGCCAGUGAGGAUAAACUGGAACAGGUGUUAACCUCCAUGAAGACCAACAAAGUGGCCAUUAAAGGAAAGAUUCACACACCGAUGGAGUUCAAAGGAGAGCUGGCUUCUUAUGAGAUGAGACUGAGACGUAAACUGGACCUGUUUGCUAACGUGGUUCACGUGAACAGCCUGCCGGGCUACAACACUCGCCACAACAACCUGGACCUGGUCAUCAUUCGUGAACAGACUGAAGGGGAAUACAGCUCCCUGGAGCACGAGAGUGUGACUGGUGUAAUCGAAUGCUUGAAGAUCAUCACCAGAGAGAAAUCCCGGAGGAUCGCAAAGUUUGCCUUUGAUUACGCCACCAAGAAGGGUAGAAGCAAGGUCACCGCUGUCCACAAAGCCAACAUCAUGAAACUGGGUGACGGCCUGUUUCUGCAGAGCUGUGCAGAGGUGGCACAGCUGUAUCCCAAAAUCAAAUAUGAGAACAUAAUCAUUGAUAACUGUUGCAUGCAGCUGGUUCAAAACCCGUACCAGUUUGAUGUGCUGGUGAUGCCCAACCUGUAUGGCAAUAUUAUCGAUAACCUGGCGGCAGGACUGGUGGGCGGAGCCGGAGUUGUCCCUGGAGAAAGCUACAGUGCAGAGUAUGCUGUUUUUGAGACCGGUGCACGCCACCCUUUCGCACAAGCCGUAGGAAGGAACAUUGCUAAUCCCACAGCGAUGCUGCUCAGUGCUGCCAACAUGCUCAGACACCUCAACCUGGAAUAUCACUCCCACAUGGUGUCAGACGCUGUCAAGAGGGUCAUCAAGCAGGGCAAGGUGCGGACACGAGACCUUGGCGGUUACUGUACCACGGGCGACUUUGUGCAUGCUGUUGUGGAAAACCUGCGUCACCGACCCGUUCACUAAGAUGUUUCGUCACACUCCCCCCUCCCCCCGAUGUGUUUGAAAUUCGGACAUUGUUCAUAACAUGAACUGGAUGCAUGUUGGGAGUCAGGCUCCUUCCCAGUGCAGACUGCUGUACCAUAUGGAUUAAACAGUUCACAUGCUUUACGAUAUUUAAGUUGCUUUGGUUAAGAAAAAAGCUUUUCAUUUCAUUAUCCAGCUGGUUCUCCUCCCUUCAGAGACCCUCAGUGUUUUUUCCUACCUUUGUCCACCCUUUGUUUUUCUGCCAUCCUGCAAUGUUGUUUCUAUUAAGUUACCUUAUUUAUCAGUUUUUGCUCAGUUAUAUUUUUCUCUAAACUGCCCCCAUGCAGUCACUCAUUGGAAAAAAUACUCACAGGUCGUUCCCCUGGUUUUGUGGUUUCACAAUUCACCACUGUUGAUGCUUGUGUUAACUGAACAGAACCGACCAAUCCAAAGACUGAACGUGACUGUACCUGAAGAUAGAGGAACACUGCCACACAUUGACUCACUAAUAUAACAGUUCUGUUUUUUGCCUGUGUGCUUUAAUGUACUGAAUAAAACUCUGCCACUGCAGUGCUUCAAACUCAA